UAUUUUUAUGAGUUUCACCCUACUGAAAUGUCUAUGUUUAUUUUUAUUUUGAAGUGGCAAUACAACUCUUGUGGAUAAGCAGUUCCUACGUAGCAGCUCUUAUACACUUCUAGCUUAAAGUCUCCAAGAUACAAUGAACAGUAAGGACACGUUUAGGUUCUUAGUUGAACAUGACGACAUGGAUUUGAUACUAGAUGAGGAGAAACACAUGUUUGCUCUUUUAGAAGAAACGUGUGGAGUGGCAGAAACAAAUACUAACAAACAGUUAGUGAGGACAAACCGAGGUGGAGGUUGGCGUCGAGUGCAACGUUUCAUGAACGAUUCCGAGGUACAGUGCUAUGAGAUUCUUUGCAUGAACCAAGCAACAUUUAAUAGCUUAUGUAAGAUACUAUCAGAGAAGUAUCAGCUAGAAGAGACUUGCCAUGUUUACUUAGAGGAGAGUGUAGCAAUGUUUUUAGAGAUGGCUGGACAAGAUUUAUCCGUACGGGCUUUAGCUGAGAGAUACCAACAUUCAUCUGACACAGUGAAUAGGAAGAUAGAUGAGGUUUUAAGUUCUUUGUUGAAACUUGCAGCAGACAUUGUGAAACCUGAAAGGGAUGAGUUUGCAAGUGCUAGUCCUAUUCUAGUAGAUGAUCCGCGAUAUUAUCCUUUUUUUAAGGAUUGCGUAGGUGCUUUAGAUGGAACUCAUGUGCCGGUUCGUCCUCCUUCUGGGAAUGCCGAUCCAUUCAGAGGUAGAAAAGGAGAACCAACUAUGAAUGUCUUAGCUAUAUGUAAUUUCAGCAUGAAAUUCAUAUAUGCUUAUGUUGGGGUUCCUGGGAGAGCACAUGAUACAAAAGUGUUGACAUAUUGUGCUAAGGAAGAAGCUUCUUUUCCUCAUCCUCCAGUUGGAAAGUAUUAUCUAGUAGACUCUGGAUACCCAACUAGAACUGGUUAUUUAGGACCUCAACGUAGAACUAGAUAUAGCCUGGAUCAGUUUGUUAGAGGAGGACCACCGACAAACAGCAGAGAGUUAUUCAACCGAAAACAUUCUGGCUUGCGUUCGGUAAUUGAGAGAACAUUUGGAAUAUGGAAGGCUAAGUGGAGGAUUCUUGACAGGAAGCACCCUAAGUAUGAGCUGAAUAAAUGGGUGAAGAUUGUGACAGCAACAAUGGCUCUCCACAAUUUUAUAAGAGAUUCAAACCAUGAGGAUUGUGAUUUUGCACAUUGGGAAAGAGUGGAAGAAUAUGAACAUCAUGGGGAUGAAGAUGAUCAUGUUGCAUACGUACCAGCUGGAGAUAGAGUCAUGGAAGCUAUGCGAGAUUCCAUUACUGAAGAGAUGGCGAGAGGACGUCGACUUCCAUACUAGAUGUAAGUUGUUUGAUAAGUAGUUGUUUGAUGGUGUCUUUUGAAGCUCUCUCUCUUUGGGCUUUGUAAUGUGUAUUGAUGAUCCCUUUGUGGCAAAUGCUUAUUCUCGUUUUUUACUUCUUCUUUGUGACUAGAAGCAAGCUGUGAAGAAGGAUUUGUUUCAGUUGUUUGCUGAGACAGUUAGAGACCACAAGGGGUUGGAAUCAAGAUGAGCUGUUAUGGAGCUCACGUGUGGGUUUGUAAUUUUGUUUCCCGCUUUUUUCUGUUCACUUCUAGUAUGGGUUUGUAGUUUUGUUUCCUUUGGACCAAUUGAUAAUGCAAACUCAUUAUCCUUUUAUGUUUAAGUUUUUAUUUACCAUGAUCUAUUUAAAGUUUUUGAGACUAUCUUAUCUUUAUUUAUUUUUGGAAUUGGUUUUGAGUUAUCAAUAUAUCAAAACUAUUGUUGAAUUUUAGUGUGUUAAAAUUUAUCAUAUAUCAAACAAUUGUUAGACUUUUAUUUAAAUAUUUUAAUCAAAUUUGCAAAAUUAUAGUCAUUAUUUAUAAUUUCAUUGUCUUAUUUUCAUUAAAAUAAAUUUAUGAAUUUUAAAAAAAGAAUUUUAAAAUUAUUUUUUUUAAUUGUAAUUUAGAUAAGAUAUUAAAAUUAACAGGAUUAAUAUAAAUAAUAAUCAUGAUUUAAGAGUAAGAUAUAGAUAAAUUAAAUACAUGUCCAUUUUAGUCAUUUUGUCAUCAACUGCAUUUGGAUGCAAAUGUAAGUUCAAAAAAAAAUGAACAAACGAACGCAGCUGCAUCCGGAUGCUUCAUCUAGAUGUACUUUCUAAAUGUACAAACGAACAACACCCAGGUAGAGCAUCUGACUGAUCCAUCUGACUGAUCCAUCUGGAUGCACCUUCCAGAUGUACAAACGAACAUGGCCUUAUUCUGUUUGCUUCCAUAAUUGUUUGUUUAGACAUGUUGAUCUUUUUCUUUAAUUAGAAAGUAGACUCCUUCUCUAAAGCUGCAAACCAAUCCACAUGGGUUGGUUAUUCCAAUAAUGUAUUUAGGUAAUGUUAACUUGUAGCAAUUACCAAAGGCAUGAAACAUUACGUGAUAAACUUAAAAACAUAAAUUAAUGUCAAAAUCACGUUUC
This is a messenger RNA of Brassica napus (rape), 2470 nucleotides long. Its product is annotated as putative nuclease HARBI1. The transcript is spliced from 2 exons. The coding region runs from base 134 to 1345 and encodes 403 amino acids. The record is from RefSeq and is a predicted model, not a curated record. NCBI's taxonomy places the organism in Eukaryota, Viridiplantae, Streptophyta, Magnoliopsida, Brassicales, Brassicaceae.